Messenger RNA from Salvelinus sp. IW2-2015, 1241 nucleotides. RefSeq names its product cyclin-dependent kinase inhibitor 2D (p19, inhibits CDK4) (gene cdkn2d). Gene Ontology annotation, cellular component: nucleus. Lineage: Eukaryota; Metazoa; Chordata; Actinopteri; Salmoniformes; Salmonidae. Gene Ontology annotation, molecular function: protein binding. The record is from RefSeq and is a predicted model, not a curated record.
UCCGUCCACAAUGGUCCUGAGUCAGAGUGAUGCGGCCAAGAGCCUGACCGCUGCCGCAGCCAAGGGAAAAUCGGACGAGGUCAGGAGGAUGCUAGGGCCGGAAUGCAGAGUGCACCCCGACACUGUCAAUCAAUUUGGCAAGACCGCUCUACAGGUGAUGAUGAUGGGCAACUCCAACGUGGCCAGCUUACUGUUGGAGCACGGAGCCGACCCAAACAUCACAGACCGGCGAGGAGUCUCACCGGCACAUGAUGCGGCACGCACUGGCUUCGUGGACACACUCCGGGCUCUGGUGGAGUUCGGCGCGUCAGUCAACAGCCCAGACCACACCGGCACCCUACCCAUCCACAUCGCUGUCCGAGAGGGCUACCGGGACGUCAUUGAGUUCCUUGCACCACUCUCCAACCUGAAACACCCCAACGCCAGUGGAGAGACAGCGGUGGACCUCGCCCGAGCCUCAUCGUCAUGUAACCGGACGUGGUGGAGCUUCUAGAGAGACAGCUGGAGUCUAAAGUGUUCUCUCACUCCCCACCUCUCCCUCUUUAGGAGUUAGAUGGACUCUACCACCAACCCCCCUUCAUCUAUGCCAAAUUGGAUGGUGCAUAGACUCCCCUUCUACACCUACCUUACCUACACUCUCCUCUCAAAACCUGGUGACUUGAAAUUCAUUGAUGUAAACUUUACUUUGUAAAGUAUGAUUUUUAGUAACUGGUCGAGGUUGACUUGUGUUUACCGUCCUGUUUUGGCAGCUUAUGGAAGAAUAAGUAUUGUGGACAUUAUUUGGACACCAUUUUUGCACAGAGCAAAGCACCUUUUGAUGGUAAAUUUGACCUCUUCCCCCCCCUUUGAUUCAGGAGUGCACACUUGUACAUGGCUUUAUUAUUGAGUGUUUGUGAUGACUUAUAUUGCAUUAUUAUUCCUCACUGUGAAGGAAAUUGAACUGUUUGUGAUUUUUUUUCAAACUUUGAUAUUUUGACUUGACAUGGUGUACCCCAUGAUGACUGCAUCGCAUGGUAGUUGUGUUUAUCUUUGAAAACUUGUCUUUUAUUAGGCAUAUUUAGAAUUUUUGGGAAUUUUACAUGUAUUUAUUUAUUGAAAAUAUUCUUAUGAACUUUUGUAAAUAGCUACAUUUAUUGUCGGUUUUGUUUUUUUGAGAUGUUAUUUAUAUACAAAUACUAUUGAAAAUGAAGUAUUCAUUCCUUCUUGGAAGACUGAAGCACAAAAUAAAGUGUUUAACUUGA